AAGGGUUUUCACAUCGGCCCAGUGAUCUACUGGUGUGAAUUAUAAAAUAAAAGGUUGUAACAGUUCAACACCUGCCAUCAGAGGACCCACUUACAGUGUAUGAUGGAAUGUAGAAGAGCAACUGGAAAGCUGCCAGACAGGUUUGACGGCAACUAAUUCAGGUUCUUAGGAUGCGGCCACAGCACUAUAAAGAAACAGCAGGAUCGAGCGCAGGUCUGGUUGGCUUCCGCUGCUUCAUCACAGCAGGUAAAGUUUCUUAUGUCAGCGUCUCUGCUUCUUGCUUCAGGCUGCAUGCUCCUGACUGACAGGUGUGACAGACUGACCGGUAGACGUGCCACCGAGACAGGUAAUGAGGUCACAGGGUUGCUGACAGCAUAACAAAUGCAGGCUAAGUGUGGACUAUUCUGUGCUGAUCUUUGGUUGAUCCAGGAGACCCUGUAACUGCCAUUCUGAUCAGACGUUGAGCUUGCACCUUCCAAUGGGUCACACUAGUUCUAGUCCAAAUGAAAAAUCAAGUCCAACAUUUCCUAAGAAAAGAAGACACAAUGAAGACAUCACUGCACUGUCCGGUCUACAAACUCAACCUGCGGCUUUCGUGACUGAAGACGCAGUUCUGAAACUGCAAAAUCAAGCGUGCAGUCUGAACUCACAAAAAAGCAAAGGUUUGAAAGAGAAGUUUUCAGAAGUUUUAACAACAUUACCUCAUGAAGAUCUCCUCAAAAUCACUCUUUUCUACAAGGCCCAGCUUGUGUAUGUGAUUGAAUACGACACUGACGCCAUUCUGCAGAACCUGGUCACCAAACACAUCUUCAGCCACAAUGAAGCAAAGAGGUUUAAAGCCAAAGAAAAGUCUGAAGGGGCUGCAGGUGUAGAGUCUUUCAUCGGUGAUAUGAUGAAGAAGGACAGAGAGGUUCUGGUCAGUCUAUGGGUGACACUAGCAGAAGAGCUUGCAAGAUUUCCAUCCCAGACCUUGACAAGAAUGCUGGAAGAGCUGGCAGAGGGAGGACCGGACCUCUUGAAUGACAUUCAGUCCAGUCUCGCGUCCCAUCACAUUAAGACUCAUAUUAAAGAUCUCCAGUUGGCGCACAGAAGAUUUAAAUUUAAAUCAUCAAGAGCUAUGGAGGGUCAGCCUUCUCCUGGAUGUCCACAAAUCAGAGCUACUACAUUUAAUACCCAAUACACACAAUUGAUAGUCAUUGAAGAGGAGAGAGAAUCCCUUACAAAGGCUCAGCAAGACCUUCCAAAAACCUUAGGGACUCAUGCAGAGCUGGUAGAAGAGCAGACCAAACAAAAAUAUAAGCAAAUCUGGAUUGAGCAUCUUUUCAGAAAGAGUCCUGGAGUCAAGUCUUCCCCACACCUUGUUGUAGUCAGUGGAGUGCCUGGAAUUGGAAAGUCCACCAUGGUACAGAAAAUUCUGUUUGACUGGGCCAGAGGUGCAGGGUAUCAAAAGUUUGCAUUUGUGUUCCUGUUUAAAUUCAGAGAGCUGAACCUUCAGGAAAAUGAGAAGGAGCCCAAGAUCUCACUGACAAAGCUGAUUGCGAGGCAGUAUAAACAUCUUGACGAUGUGAGGCUGAAAGAAAUCCUGCUGAGGCCCAAGUCUCUCCUCUUUAUAUUUGAUGCGCUGGAUGAGUACAAACACAAACUGGACUUCACCCAGAGGAAGCUCUGCUCCAACCUUGAAGACUGCUUCCCCGUUCAUGUCCUGAUUACCAGUCUGAUCAGACGGAAGUUACUGAAGGGCUCUUCCAUUUUGAUCACGAGCAGACCAGGAGCCCUGGAACCCUUUAAUAAGACAAGAGUUGAUCGAUUUGCGGAGAUCCUAGGGUUCUUCACUGAACAAAAGCUGAUGUACUUUAAGAAGUUCUUUGGAGAAGUUGACCUGAAAGCUGAGGUGUUUCAAUACGUGAAGAAGAAUGCCUCCCUCUACACCAUGUGCUUCAAUCCUUCCUACUGCUGGUUCACCUGUUUGGUGCUGAAGGACCACUUCACUAAAUCCAAAGAAGACAGAAAAGCUGCCCCCAAAACUGCCACUGAACUCUUUGUGAUGUUCCUUCACAAUAUCCUCAUCAAACAUAAAAAAGAAGCCGAUGACAAGCGAGGGAUUCUGGUGAAACUAGGAAAGAUGGCUUAUUACGGAGUGGACAAUGGGAUUCAUGAAUUUUAUCAGAAUAUGGAGAUGUCUGCUUUUGGUCUCCAGUCAUUCCUGUCAUCUUGUUUCCUUAAAGGAAUCCUGCAGAGGCAAAGCACCCUGGACCAGAUGGCGUUCAAAUUUGUCCACUACAAUCUACAGGAGUUCAUGGCUGCCUGCUCCGUCUUCCUAGACCCAUCAGUUGAAAUCCAAGAUCUUCUUAAGAAGCUGCAGUCCUGUAAAGAUGGCCGGUUUGAAGUUAUUACACGAUUCCUCAUAGGACUGUCCAGGCCUUCAGUAAUUAAACCACUACAGGAAGUCCUUGGCGAUUUUGAACGUAAGCCAGCAGUGCAAAUUAUGACAUGGGUGAAGCAGAAAGCUGGACAAACUCUCCAAGGUGAAGAUAAGAGUGAAGCAGUGAGAGUGUUGCAGUGGCUCUAUGAGUACCAGAGUAAAAAAACAGUAAGAGACAUAAUUGGGAAGAAUUUAACUCUGGAUAUCAGAGGCACCAUAUUAUCUCCUCUAGACUGUGCUGGGCUGAGCUACAUUAUCAGCUGCUGUGGACAACUUGAAGAGCUUAACCUCUCGGGAGUAAAUCUCACCACACGUUGCACCAGAAGACUGACGGAAGGUCUGAGCCGCUCUAGACAUGUACGGCUGGUGUCCUGUGGUCUGACCUAUAAAUGUAGUGAGGCACUCUCCUUGGUUCUGUGUGUACAAGACUCCUACCUGACAGAGCUGGACCUGACCGACAAUAAACUGAGGGAUUCAGGGGUGCAUCUGCUGUGUGAAGGGCUGAAGAACCCACUCUGUAAAUUAGAGAAGUUGUGGCUUGUGUCAUGUGGCCUCACCUCAGGAUGCUGCACUGCUCUCUGCUCGGCUCUUUCUUCAGAACAUUCACACCUGACUGCCCUGUGGCUGGAAGGCAACAAACUGGGGGAUUCAGGAGUUCGUCUCCUGUGUGACGGGCUGAGGAAUCGAAGCUCAAAAUUGAUGAUAUUUUAUUAAGGAAUCAAUGAGGUAAGAGUGCGGAGAGGAGCCGAACAAAUGUAAAAGAUGACUGAAGAAAACUGUGCCAGCAUUUGAUUGGAGGCUGAACCUCCUGUCAGCUCACAUUCGCUGAAGAUCUGUAAGCAGCUCUACUUGAACAUUUUUCAAAAUCAUUCACCCCUGCACUUCAGAAUGAUUGAAUAACAUCGCAAGGGCAAUGGAUGAGGCAGAAUUGACUUUUCAGCCUAUUGGCAAUCAACUAAAAUGCUUCAAAAAUGUACAUAGUGUGCAAGUACAUGUGCAAGUAUGGUAUAUGGAGGAAGGCUGUCCCAACAAAUUUCAAUUAAAAUUAACAGGAGGUGUCUUUAAAUUAUUGUGAAGUUAAUUUGAAAUACUGGGAUAUCAAGGAACAUAUGUAACUGGCCCAACGAAUUGAAUCAUGUGCUGAUGGCCGUUUUUUUUGUUUUUUUUUAAACAGUGGUCUGUUACUGGAUUACGUGUGGUGAAAAAAGCAGGAAAAAAUUGUAUAUGAAAACAAUGAUUUUGAAAAACUAAAAUAAAAUGGCAUUAAUCUGUGGGAAAAGGUUAGGAGUGAUGAUGAGGAGAAGAGGAAGGAAUCAGAUUGGUACAAGUGCUUGUUUCUGGAAUGCCAUCAGUACUUAUUUUCAAGUCAGAGUGACCCUUUAUUGUGUGUGCCCCCUUUUAAUGCCAAUUAGAGAAAGAAAACUUGUAGCACUGAUGUAAACUGGAUAGAAGACAAAUAACAGUGGCAGACCACUCAUUUCUGUUAAGCAACAGCAGACAAGACCACAGAGAACACUCUGUUCUUUGAGUGAGACAUGAAUGCUCAGCAAUGCAUCAGAACGUGUGAGCAGGUGUCCAACAACCACUGGCAAAACAUUUAGGAAAAGUGGAGUUUAAACGGGGCCUUACACUUACAUUCAGGUGUCCAUUUUAUGAACCUUUUUAUUCCACUUCAGGGUCACAGUUGGAACUUGCAAUUUUACUUUAAACUCGAGAAAUAUCACUAGGCCUUGUUCCAAAUCAUCAACGGAGCUUGGCCAUUACUGUACAUGAGAACCUGGCUGCAGACAGUAGUGUCGCCAUUCAGUGUUCUUCUUUAUUAAUAUUAUAAAGCAGAGAACUUUAAGAUUCAUCUUGAGGUAUCUGAGAUGAAUCAAUCCAUAAAACAGUUGUGAUAUUCAGGAUAUCUCUUUAUUUUGAUGAACAAUAAUUUUGUUUGAAUUUUGAUGUGAAUUUCCCCUUGGGAUUAAUAAAGUAUCUAUCUAUCUAUCAGAUUCUUAACAUUGCUUUUAGUUAAUUUAUUUCUGUCAGGGUAGUGUGAGCAGGGCAAGGUUGGAUGAAGAGGUCGCCAAAAGCACACCAGUUCUGCACAGAAUACAAUUUUGCUUUUUGCUUUUCCAUUGCCUGCUGGUCUUAUCCUAACAUAUUCAUAAAUUUUUCCAUUUAAUUGUUAAUACUUAAUUGCAGUAUGAGCCUAGCUUAUCACACUACAUUUAUAUACAAUAUAUAUAUUUACACAUGUGGUGUUUGCAUUUUGAUUUUAACAUUACUGUAUUUAUACUGAAUUUAACUGAAGUUUACUGCAUUUGUACAUCUGCACAGUUCCCUAAAUGUGUUAAUGGAAUUAAUUUGCUACAUGCAGUCACACUUAUAGUUUCUAUUGGCUAUGUACUGUAAUUCAUUGUGUGUGUGAUGGUGGAUGUUCUUUGUUACAAUAUUUCUGUAUUCCAUGAGCUUCUGUAAAAGUUAAUUUCUCCCUGGGAAAAAAUACAAUUAAAUGUAUGUAUCUA
Erpetoichthys calabaricus (reedfish) is the source of this 4932-nucleotide messenger RNA. RefSeq names its product NACHT, LRR and PYD domains-containing protein 3-like. Bases 479 to 3136 code for a protein of 885 amino acids. The transcript is spliced from 10 exons. The record is from RefSeq and is a predicted model, not a curated record. Gene Ontology annotation, molecular function: protein binding. Lineage: Eukaryota; Metazoa; Chordata; Cladistia; Polypteriformes; Polypteridae.